AUGACUGCAUUGAGUUGGACAUCUGGCGAAGGCCAUGUGGAAGUUGUGCGCUUGCUGCUCCAAGCCGGGGCUGCCCCUGAACUGGAAAGUGAUGUUGGCCUUACAGCUGCUAUGUGCGCAUCCAUGCGGGGCCACUCGGAUAUCGCAGGGCUGCUUCUUGAUGUUUGCAAUGGGCCCCAUUAUGCUCCGAUGAAGACAGACGCAAUUGCUGCCGCAUCUAUCAUGGGCCAAACUCAGACCCUACAGUUCUUAAUGGAUGCGGGAGCAGGAACGGACGUGUCAGACGACGGAAGAUGUGUCGCCGUCAUCUGCACUUCAGCGAAGGGUGAUGUGGACACACUCCAAACACUCUUGCAGGCAGGGAUUGGCACAGACCACCAUUACCCUGUCACUGCUGAUGCCUUGGCAUUGUUGAGUGCUGCUGAGCGAGGCCACGUAGCGUCGGCUCGAGUCUUGUUGGAGAAUGGAUUUCCGAUGCACGCUGGCCCUGCUGGGAUUCAAGCCCUCGUCUCUGCAGCGGUCAAUGGUCAUGCAGAAAUGGUAGUCCUACUCCUGCAGUCUCAGGCUGGCAAAGAUGUUUUUAAUGAACGUGGCAGACUUGCCAUCGCGUGCAUUUGCGCAGCAAGUCAAUCUCGCCGAGACCUUGUGGUACGCCUGGUUGAGUCGCACCGCGUCUUUCGUCAAGAUAUGGUGUGGGUCGGCGACGAGCCG
Symbiodinium necroappetens is the source of this 711-nucleotide messenger RNA. The record is from the annotation of a GenBank genome assembly. NCBI's taxonomy places the organism in Eukaryota, Dinophyceae, Suessiales, Symbiodiniaceae.